GCCAGGAAGUGGCUGCCUUGUUAAAAAUUUAUUUUGCACGCUCAUAGAUUUUCACUGAAGCAAAACUGGAGUGUUACAGGCUGGAAACAACCUUCUACCUUGGAGUUGAGGCAGGGGCCCUGUUUCGGUAUGAGAACUGCCUCUAUUUUCUGUUGCUUUGUCAUGCUUUCUCUAACACAGGGUGCUCUGAAAAAUAAAAUUCAAAACAGAGAUGACAAAAAGGGUAUUCAAACAGUGUGUGGACAGGUGGUGAAGCAGAACCGUAUUGUGGGGGGAGCAGAUGCCUCUCUGAAUGCUUGGCCAUGGCAAGCCAGCCUCCAGUACCAAGGAAAGCAUGUCUGUGGAGCAACCCUCAUCAACUCUGAAUUGAUACUGACAGCAGCCCAUUGCUUCCCUAAGAAUGCAGUACUCUCUAAUUACCAGGCCAACUUGGGAAACUACCAGCUCUUGAAUCCAGACCCAAAUGCUGUGUGGCGGAGACUGUCUCAAGUGGCUGUGCAUGAGAACUACACCGGAGAUGGAUCCAGUGGAGACAUAGCUCUAGCUCAGCUUGAGCAACCUGUCCAUUUCACCCAAGGGAUCCUUCCAGCCUGUCUCCCAGAUGCCAAAACCCAGUUUCCAAAGGGCUCCCUUUGCUGGGUGACAGGGUGGGGAUCACCUACAUAUGGAGCCAAUCUGGGAGGUCUUAAAACAUUGCAGCAGGUCCAGUUGCCAUUGAUUGACACCAUGACCUGUGAUGACCUCUUUCACAUUGGUACAAAUAUCAGUCCCACCACCAGAGAGAUCCAGGAUGACAUGUUCUGUGCUGGCUAUGCAGAGGGAAAAAAGGAUGCUUGUUUGGGUGACUCCGGAGGUCCAUUAGUCUGCCAAGCGGAUGGUGCCUGGUUUGUUGCAGGCAUUGUGAGCUGGGGUGAUCUGUGUGGUCUCUCCAAUCGGCCAGGAGUUUACACCCGUGUUAGUUUUUACCAAGACUGGAUUCAGAGUCACUUCUCUGGGGUGCAAUUUGGUCUUAUGAAUGUCACCUAUUACCGAGUUGCUUCACCACAAGCUGCCUCAAGCCAAGUCCUCAAACAUUUCAAUUUUGUCCUCCAGUUUCUGAUCUCCUGCUUUAUCAUCAUUUUCUGAAAUAGAUCGGGAAUAAGACAUUCUAGUGCUUUUAUUUACCAAGUUGAA
This is a messenger RNA of Pseudonaja textilis, 1173 nucleotides long. The record is from RefSeq and is a predicted model, not a curated record. NCBI's taxonomy places the organism in Eukaryota, Metazoa, Chordata, Lepidosauria, Squamata, Elapidae.